UAAUAAAUUACUUUACAUUGUCCGUUUCAAUCAGUUUAAUCUCUUUGGUGGAAAGAAGUUUCACGGCAGCGUUUUUCUCUCAAAUUUGCUUGAGCGGCACGGUAAUGUGCUCACUCGCCUAUCAACUAACCUAUACAUCCCCGAUCGAAAGUCCCUUCGAAUACUUCUUCUACUGCAUUUACAUCGUGUGCAUUGUUACACAGAUUUUCCUGCCUUGUUUCUUCGGCAAUGAAGUAAUAUUCACUGGCAGUUCUCUGUCCAAUUGCGCCUAUUCAUCCGAAUGGUAUUCAUUCUCAUUGAACUAUCGAAAAGUGUUGUUCGUUUUUCUGGAGCGUUUGAAAAGAAAGAGCGAAAUUAUGGCAGGGAAACUGUUCAAUUUGAGUUUGGAUACGUUCACAUCGAUUGUUCAUUUCUCCUACCGAUUGUAUACCGUCAUUGGUAGCAGAUAAAUUAUUUGAUCGGACCAAAGAAUGCUCACACUUCUGGCGUAGGCCACCAUUUCUUUAGCA
Bradysia coprophila is the source of this 509-nucleotide messenger RNA. Its product is annotated as odorant receptor 94b-like. Lineage: Eukaryota; Metazoa; Arthropoda; Insecta; Diptera; Sciaridae. The record is from RefSeq and is a predicted model, not a curated record.